UUUCAGUCGGAGCUAAUUUUCUUGCGAGUUCCCAGUUGUUUUGAACGCGGCAAUAGUCCAGGGAAAAGGCUGGAGCUUUGAGGUCAGGCCACAAUUUUUCGCAGGCGGAUUAAAAAUGGCGCCGCAUUAUGUACUAAGGUGCUGUCAGCGGAGUUUAGCUUGGAUACCUGUUAUUUUCAUCAACCUUGUCGUUGGCUGGUCUUAUUAUGCAUACGUCGUUGAACUCUGUAUCUGUAAGUAUAACAUUCUCGGUUUUUUGGAGGGUUAACGUGGCUUGUUUCCUCAUUGAAACAAAGUUGGCUUACUGCUUGCUUGCCCGUCUGGAGGAUGUGUAGCCAGGACUCGGAGACAGUAGUUGACAGUAGUUUACAGUAACUUGGUCGGACGAAAUCAGGUUGAUAAUAUAUGGCUCAUUGUCACCACGGUAAAAGUGUGGAAAUGAUCAACUACAAUGUAACACUCGCUACUUGGGUAGCCAAUCAUGCCCAUAGAUAGAAGCCACUGUUGCUAGAAGGAAAUGGACAGACACAUGUACGUAGUCAAAUUGACUGGAAACUAUCCUCGUCCCAGAUUGGAAUAGAGGGGAUUUUGGAAUAAUUUUGUCCGAUCUCAGACCUUAUUUCUUAUUUUGACAUUGUUUAGCUUCGGUCGCAUUUUGGCUAUAUAAUUCUGCCUUGGAUUUUGUGCCAAGCAUCUUAAGAGCCAUUUGAUGUGAGGCUACUUUGGCCUCAAAUGCGCUUAUUCCCAUACUGCUGACCAGCUGACUCCUCAUGUGAACCUCACUGUUUCCGCUCACUGUUACUAACCUGUUUAGCCUGUUUCUGUGGGCUGCUGCUGAUGGUACAAUGACAUGCCAUAGUCAGGGGCAUCCCUUCAGCAGGGCAAACAAAGCGUUCUGUGACAGGUGUGUCCCCCGCUGGUAGUACCAGGCUGCUGCUGGGGGUUGAGAGAAGGGGGAAGUAGAUUUUUUAUUUAUUUUUUUAUUUCACCUUUAUUUAACCAGGUAAGCCAGUUGAGAACAGGUUCUCAUUUACAACUGCGACCUGGCCAAGAUAAAGCAAAGUAGUGCAAUAAAAACAACACAGAGUUACAUAUGGGGUAAAAAAAAACAUAAAGUCAGAAAUACAACAGAAAAUAUAUAUACAGUGUGUGCAAAUGUAGCAAGUUAUGGAGGUAAGGCAAUAAAUAGGCUAUAGUGCAGAAUAAUUACAAUAGUAUUAACACUGGAAUGCUAGAUGUGCAAGAGAUUAUGUGCAAAUAGAGAUACUGGGGUGCAAAAGAGCAAAAUAAAUAACAAUAUAGGGAUGAGGUAGUUGGGUGGGCUAAUUUCAGAUGGGCUGUGUACAGGUGCAGUGAUCGGUAAGGUGCUCUGACAACUGAUGCUUAAAGUUAUUGAGGGAGAUAAGAGUCUCCAGCUUCAGAGAUUUUUGCAAUUCGUUCCAGUCAUUGGCAGCAGAGAACUGGAAGGAAUGGUGAUGUGAGCCUAGUACUGUAACUCAGCAGACACAUCAAUCAGAGGCCCUCUCUAAACUCUCUCUCUCUGUACCCCCUUGUCUCUUUCAGUUACAAUCCCAAAUAAUGCAGAAAAAAGUAAGUAACAUUCAGAAACAUUUGGUGCAUUUAAGACUGACUGUCUUGGGCCCACACACAAUCACACCACCUUGGGCCCACACACAAUCACACCCACCUUGAACCCACACACAAUCACACCACCUUGGGCCCACACACAAUCACACCACCUUGGACCCACACACAAUCACACCACCUUGAACCCACACACAAUCACACCACCUUGAACCCACACACAAUCACACCACCUUGAACCCACACACAAUCACACCACCUUGGGCCCACACACAAUCACACCACCUUGGGCCCACACACAAUCACACCACCUUGAACCCACACACAAUCACCCCACCUUGAACCCACACACAAUCACCCCACCUUGAACCCACACACAAUCACACCACCUUGAACCCACACACAAUCACACCACCUUGAACCCACACAAACUCUACUGUGUCUACGUGACACUGAUGUACACAGUUGCGAUAUGGUUAAUAUGAUCUGGUACUUGUGAUUUAGACAUGGUAAACUAAAUACUUGUUUUGCAUGGGGUGAAAAGCUGUGAUUUAGGUUACAAGGGAUACUUUGGGAUUUUGGCAAUGAGGCCCUUUAUCUACUUCGCCAGAGUCAGAAGAACUAGUUGAUACCAUUUUUAUGUCUCUGUGUCCAGUAUGAAGGAAGUUACCAAUAGACUUCUGGUCAUUGCGCUAGUUAGCAACUUCCUUCAAAUUGCACUCAGAGACAUAGAAAUGGUAUCCACGAGUUCAUCUGACUCUGGGGAAGUAGAUAAAAGGCGUAUUGCCAAAAUCCUUUAACUCAUGGAUAUAAUUGCAUUAUAUUUGAUCUCUGGUAUGAGGUAUGAAUGGUGUCUCUUGCUUCUUCUCUCCAACAGUAUCAUACCUAGUUGUCUUUCACCUGUUCUUCAUCAUGUUCAUCUGGUCCUACUGGAAGACUAUCUGCAGCAGGCUCGCCAACCCCUCUAAAGAGGUAUACGGAGAGUGUGUGUAUCUGUCUUUGUCAGUAGUACCGUACUCACUCUACCUCCCGUGAUAUGCUACAUCACAAUGCCAGGGGAGUAGGCAGGGCGGUUCCUAAGGCACUCUGUAAUUACAGCAUAUGUUAACAUAGGACAGGUUUUGUAUGUGUGUGUGAGCGUGUGUGUGUGUGUGUAUGUGGUAGGCUUGGGCGAUACCCCGGUAUAAACGGUAUUUUGAAAUACCGAUAGUAUGAUUUUUAAUAAGAAAUAAUAAUAUUUGGGGCAUUCCCGCCUCGUGCUACGGCACUGCUUAUAACUAUAAGUUAUGUAUAACUAUAAAAAAUCUAAGAUGUGUCAAAUAAAUUAUAUCCAGCUCAGGGCUCCAGCUAUGCAUUUGGUUUUCUAACUUGCUAGCUAAGUUGCUAGAUGUCAAGAUCAAGCUUCUUGGUUACAGCAGAGACAUUCAAUCCCCUCCUGGAUCAAGAUCCCUAUUGCCUAAAUAGUUUUGUGUGUAAAAAAUAAAUAUAUCUCUCUCUUGGAAAGGUGUUCUUAAUGUAUACACAGACAAAAGUAUGUGGACACCCCUUCAAAUUAGUGCAUUCAGCUAUUUCAGCCACACUUGUUGCUGACAGGUGUCCGCAUACUUUUGGUCAUGUAGUGCGUCUCUAUUUCUCCGAUAGAUAUAGCUUGGGCGGUAUACCGUGGUAUUUGGAAAAAGCCAUGGGAUGGUAUUUCAAUACCGUCAACUAUUUCUUUUAAGUUUUUUAAUAAAUGUGAAUAUUUGUAGCUACUUUUUAAGUUAACACCUGCUGUCAACUUGUGUAAUACGUUAGGCGAUAAAGCAGAUUGCGUUCUUAGUUUCACCUGUCACAUUAUUUUACAUUAUGAAGCUUACCAUAGUUCCCCAGAACUGUCACGUGUUUCUUUGUAAACAGCACAACGGGAUAAAGCGAGCUGGUGAGUCCAUAGCAUUCUAUAUCUAUCGGUGAGUCUCUGUUGUGAGGCGCACAUGAGGUGAUGAAGUUACUUGUAUGCAGUUCACUACUAAAUAUUUGCCAUCAGAUAUCGUAUAAUGGCAUUCUGACAGAAGUCAGAGCUCUGGAUGAGUUAUCUGUACAGCUGCCAUUUUUUCCCUGUGCUUCCUGCUAAAGUUUUUUUUUUCUCUGUUCUUCUCCCAUCUGCUCCAUGUACACAUGCUGCUCUUCCAUCAGAAAAGCAUGCAUCACAACUUUGUUUAUUUACACAAUUUCUCUCGUUCACUUCUAAAUAACAUUCUGUAUCUACUAGCUAUGCUUGCAUAACUUUGAGCUGGAUUUUCCUGUUUUUGCAAUUAGGUUGUUCGUUUUCGCUCUGGAUACCGCCCAAGCUUUAUACAGUGCGUUCGGAAAGUAUUCAGACCCCUUGACUUUUUCCACAUUUUGUUACGUUACAGCCUUAUUCUAAAAUGGAUUAAAUAAAAAAAAAAAUCAGGUCCCACAGUUGACAGUGCAUGUCAAAGCAAAAACCAAGCCAUGAGGACAUCCAGCCAACUUGACACAACUGCCGUAGAGUUCCGAGACAGGAUUGUGUCGAGGCACAGAUCUGGGGAAGGGUACCAACAAAUUUCUGCAGCAUUGAAGGUCCCCAAGAACACAGUGGCCUCCGUCAUUCUUAAAAGGAAAAAGUUUGGAACCACCAAGACUCUUCCUAGAGCUGGCCGCCCAGCCAAACUGAGCAAUCGGGGGAGAAGGGCCUUGGUCAGGGAGGUGACCAAGAACCCGAUCGCCACUCUGACAGAGCUCUAGAGUUCCUCUGUGGAGAUGGGAGAACCUUCCAGAAGGACAACCAUCUCUGCAGCACUCCACCAAUCAGGCCUUUAUGGUAGAGUGGCCAGACGGAAGCCACUCCUCAGUAAAAGGCACCUGACAGCCUGCUUGGAGUUUGCCAAACGGCACCUAAAGGACUCAGACCAUGAGAAACAAGAUUAUCUGGUCUGAUGAAACCAAGAUUGAGCUCUUUGGCCUGAAUGCCAACCGUCACAUCUGGAGGAAACCUGGCACCAUCCCAAUGGUGAAGCAUGGUGGUGGCAGCAUCAUGCUGUGAGGAUGUUUUUCAGCGGCAGGGACUGGGAGACUAGUCAGGAUCGAGGGAAAGAUUAACGUUGGAAAGUACAUAGAGAUCCUUGAUGAAAACCUGCUCCAGAGUGCUCAGGACCUCAGACUGGGGUGAUGGUUCACCUUCCAACAGGACAACGACCCUAUGCACACAGCCAAGACAAUGCAGAAGUGGCUUUGGAACAAGUCUCUGAAUGUCCUUGAGUGGCCCAGCAAGAGCCCGGACUUCAACCCGAUCUAACCUCUCUUGAGACCUGAAAAUAGCUGUGCAGCGAAGCUCCCCAUCCAACCUGACAAAGCUUGAGAGGAUCUGCAGAGAAGAACGGGAGAAACUCCCCAAAAUGCAGGUGUGCCAAGCUUGUUGCGUCAUACCAAAGAAGACUCAAGGCUGUAAUCGGUGCCAAAGGUGCGUCAACAAAGUGCUGAGUAAAGGGACUGAAUAGUUAUGUAAAUGUGAUAUUUCUGUUUUUUAUAAACUUGCAGAAAUGUCUAAACCUGUUUUUGCUUUGUCAUUAUGGGGUAUUGUGUGUAGAUUGAUGGAAAAAUAACGAUUUAAUCAAUUUUAGAAUAAGGCUGUAACAUAACGUGGAAAAAGUCAAGGGGUCUGAAUACUUUCCAAAUGCACUGUGUGUGUGUAUAUGUGUAUGUGUGUGUAUGUGUGUAUAUAUAUAUAUAUAUAUAUAUAUAUAUGAAAUAAAUAGCACCCCUUGUUUGCACAUUCGGUAAUACUGUAUGGUACAGAAACAGUAUUAAAAUCUGGAUACUGCCCAACCCAAGUGUAUGGUUUUGAAGGGGAUUUGCCCUCAAUCUCAAGUUACUAUUUUCACAUUUCCACUGUGCCCUAAUUUCUAGAUCCAUGACUACAGGUAAUAACAUACUUUGAGAAACACCUUUCUGUCUUCCUAUCAGUUCUGUCUGCCCAAAGAGGAGAAGGAGCAGUAUGAGAAGGAGGACCCAGACACUCAGCAGGAGGUCCUGAAGAAAGUGGUGGUAGGAUUGCCUGUCUACACACGCACUGGGACAGGAGGUGAGAAUGUUACUGCCACCCACCCCCAACUCACCAUGUACACAUCCAACAAGGUUGCCAAAUAGAAUUGAUGUGCUAUUUUAUGUAGUUGGGAUAUACAGUCAGUUCCCAAAUUAUUGGCACCCUUGAUAAAGAUGAGAAAAAGGACUGUAUGAAAUAGAUCAUACAAAUACUGAGUUAUAUUGUAUGCUCAAAAAAGAAAAUUAAUAGAUCUACUAAUACAAUUGCUCAGAUUUUGAUUAAAAGUUAUUUUAAAAAAUCUCAAAGCUAGGUGUAAUUUAUUGGCACCCCUGUUUUCAAUACUCCGGCACUUUGCGAGGAUAACUGCACUGAGCCUUUUUUCAAAAAUGUUUUAUGAGAUUGGUGAACACAUUGGGAGGGAUCUUAGACCAUUCCUUUAUACAAAAUCUUUCCAGAUCCUUGAUAUCCUUCAAUCUGCACUUAUGGACUGCCCUCUUCAAUUCAAACUUGUUUUCAAUGGGGUUCAAGUCCGGAGACUGAGAUGGCCAUUGCAAAAUGUUGUUUUUGUGGCCAAUUAACCAUUUCUUUUGAGUUUGAUUAGUGCUUGGGGUUAUUGUUUUGCUGGAAGAGCCACUUGCGACCAAGUUUCAGCUUCUUAGUAGAGGCAACCAGGUUUUUGGCUGAAAUGCCCUCAUAUUUGACCUCCAGGCGUUUUACAUUUGUUGGUUGCGCUCAAUAAAGACUUUAUUUCUGGCAACCCUUCCAAAGAGCCUAAUGGCAUUGAGGUGGCGUCUAAUUGUAGAUUUGGAGACUUGGUGACCCGAAAAUGUGACCAGGUUCUGUAAUUCUACAACGUUGGCCCUUGGAAUUUUCUUUGCCUUGCAAACCAUCUUCCUCACUGUGCGUGGGGACAACAUACACUUGCGUCCAAUACCAGGCAAGUUUACCACUGUUCCAGUGGUUUUAAACUUACUAAUUGUUGCCCUAAUAGUGGUAAGUGGUAUAUUUAUUUUAUGUAUUUUUUUAGCUAUUUCUUUGUACCUAUUGCCAGAUUAUUAUUUUAUUAACAACCAUUUGUCUCUUUUCUUUUGGGAGUGCUUUGCCUUUUCCCAUGGUGAUGGUUGACAGUGAUUUUACAUGCAUGUUCUUAAUUUUUAUACCCCAGUGAAACAGGAAGCCAUGGAAGGCCACAAUACAGUUCUUUACAUUGAGAGAAAAAAGUAGAAUGUUAAUGAAGACGACAUUUUGUUUGUUUGUAUUUAUAAGAAUCUUUAGGAGUGCCAAUAAUUUAGACACCUAUAAUUAUGAGACAAAAAAUUACUUAUUAAACAUCUAUUUCUCUGAGCAAUUGUAUUAGUAUAAAACGAUAACAUUUCCCUAUUUUUUGGGGAGCAUAUAAUAUAUCUCAGUAUUUGAAUAAUUCUAUAGUUUUUUUUUUUUGUUAGUCUUUAUCAAGGGUGCCAGUAAUUUUGGAUCUGACUGUAGUUGCAACACAAGCCUUGGAUUUAAUGCUGAUGAUGAUUGAUCAGGUGUAUGUGUUCUCCACAGCCGUCCGGUACUGUGACCACUGUCAGGUGAUCAAACCCGACCGCUGCCACCACUGCUCCACCUGUGACAUGUGAGUUCAGUUCUAUUUUUUUUAUUUCACCUUUAUUUAACCAGGUAAGCCAGUUGAGAACAAGUUCUCAUUUACAACUGGACGGCCCGGGGUGUUAAGCAUAUCCCAGUUUAGGUCACCAAGCAAUACGAACUCUGAGGAUAGAUGGGGGGCAAUCAAUUCACAUAUGGUGUUCAGGGCACAGCUGGGGGCUGAGGGGUGUCUGUAGCAAGGGGCAACAGUGAGGUGGGGUUCAGAUGAGAUGCACCAUGGACAUAUUUGUAUAAACCUAGAAUUAAUUAAUUAUUUUAUGGGUGAACACUGUACAGUAUAUUACCUUGGAGUUGAAGCACCUAAAAAGAUGCCGCAUAAAAUCAUGGUUCAAAAGACGAUUUUCUCUGAAAAUGUAGCAUGUUUGGAGUGAAUGGAAUGUCAUCACAGGCAUGAUCAAAAAGUGGCCGCUGCUCAAUAGAACUCUGUGGCGCUGCUCCGCUGCAGAACGGCGCUAACUUGGAAUGUCAAUUUACAAGCUAACUAGUGGCUGUAGGUUCGUGAGUAAAAACAUGGGCUUUUUCUAAAUGAAAUCCGCUGAAUACAAAACAAAAUAGGGACUCAUCUCUAUCUCUCUAUCUCUCUCUCUCUCUCGAACAGAUUGUCUUCGCGGAGGGUGGAUAUUGAAAUUCAGUCUAUAUAGAUAUUUACAAAGCUAAAAGACUGAAUUUCAAUAUCCACCCUCCGCGAAGACAAUCUGUUCCUGUUUUCAUUGUGUAUUUUGGAGUUCUUCCCUUUAAAUCGCCAUAGAAACGCCCCUCUCGACAUAGAUUGAUCACCAUAAUAGGCAAUGAAAGCCAAAGAUCUGGAGGUGAAAAUGACGAGGGUAUCAAGUUGAUUUCGAUUGGUCCAACGAGUAGAAACACCUCCAAAUGGUAACGUUACUACCUCACAACGCCAAAUAUGGAAGAGGAUACAACCAGGAGCGGCGCAGUCUAAACUAGCAACGGUCACAGCAAAUGAACGUUCUUAUUUCAUCACCAUUGUUAAGUACAAGUAUAUUAAGGUUAUAAUAUUGUGGAGAAUAACCUAAUGAUUAAUUAAAUGUAAUUUAUGAUUGACAUAGGGCAAAGAAUUUCGUGGCACCCUCUUAAAUUGCCCUGUUUUUUUCUCUACAUUGUACAGCAGUGAGUGAACGCCUUAUACUCUUUCCUCCUCCUUCCCUUGUUUUUCAUGCUGUCGUACUCUCCCUCUCUCUCAGGUGUGUGCUGAAGAUGGAUCAUCACUGUCCAUGGUAUGUAACGCCUCAGUCCAUUCAUGAAGUAUAGUUGCUUAGCAAAGUACACUCUGUGUAUAUUAUUAUAGUUCAGAUCAGACAGUAUUGUCCAUUGUUAAUACAAAAAAAUGCCUGCCCUCAUUUGAAGUCCAUUGUUAAUACUGACUUGAUAGUGAUUGGAUCAGUGUAGAGUUUCAUCCUGUCCAUUCUACUGCAUGAGCUUAUUUUUGAUGUGUUUGGUCUAGUAUAGUAAUGUGAAAAGGAUUACUCAGCUCUCAUAAAGAGAAUUCUGUCGAUUCUCAUCACUUUGUUGUAUAGAGAUGAGAUAAUAUAGACAACUUGUGGACAGAGCAGCACGAGCCACGGUGACUUUUUUUCCUCACUCUCUGUUUCUCUCUCAGGGUGAAUAACUGUGUUGGAUUUUCAAACUACAAGUUCUUUGUCUUGUUUCUGGCCUACUCCAUGCUGUAUUGUGUAUUCAUCGCCGCUACCGUCCUGCAGUAUUUCAUCAAAUUCUGGACAGUAAGUACUACUGAGUAAUACUGUAGCUUCCUGCCUUUCUUCCUUAGCUAGCAAGAGCUUAGUUGUUGAGUGUUAAACAAUGAGAGCAGUAAGAUCCCUGAUCGCAUGUUCCAACUAGCCAAUAUCCCAAAUCCUCUAUAUAAACCACCUCAAACUUGAGCAGUCUGCAUGUCAGGAGAAAUAUGUGUGAAUCCAGUUUAUAUUUAGCUGUGUGAUUGCAGUAAAUAAGCGUGGAACGGGGGGGAGGGAGGAAGUGCAAUUGUGCUAACAUUCAUGAGGACGUUGAGCAGGUGCCGAUAGUUUUGUUUCCCUGUAAUCCUGUUCUGUCCUUUUUAUCUCUCUAAGAUAGUUGCACUCUUAAUUUCUCCACUAACUAUCUAUCUGUCUCUCUCUAAUACUUUGCCUAAAGCUUUGCCGAAGGAGAUCUGUUGAGGAUUGUCCUCAGGUAAAAUGCAUGAUUGUCACCAUCUGAUCGUUGUGGUUAGUCAAAAAGAAAGGUUGCACUUCUUGGAGUAGCCUAUUGUGACUAAGGUAGAGAAGCUCAACCCAUAAUGGCAUUCACAAGGCUUCUGUCUCUCAGAAGUACAAAUUGCUGUUGAAGGAUUCUCUUCAGUAUGUGUCAAACGCUGUUGUCUUGCAACAUAAGCUGUUGUCUGUUCCUCCUUGAGUGGUAAGACUAGGCCUCUGUCCCUGUUUGUGUUAUAUGCUGCCUUGCUUGUGACGAUGAAUGUCCACUGCCAUCUUGGCCAACUGAGGGGGAGUGUGGAGUCGGACAGGACUGUUUUUUUUAGCAUGUCCUAUUUUGCAUAACAACCAAAAGGUCUGUACUGUAUGUAGUACCUUCUGGAGCCAUUCACUGAACAGUCAUAUAGGCUGGGUCUGCGACUCCAGAAUGAGGAGGUCUUCAUGGUCAUUUACAACUGACUGAUGUGUCAUAUCCUGUAUGUCUGUGCAGAAGGUGAACAUUACUACUGUAUGGGGCUGAUGAAGAGUAUGACAUCACUAACGGCUCUUCUUUCUCUCUCCCCUCUCAAGAAUCAGCUGCCUGACACUCACGCCAAAUUCCACGUGUUGUUUCUGUUUUUUGUGGCGGCCAUAUUCUUCAUCAGCAUCCUGUCGCUUUUCAGCUACCAUCUCUGGCUUGUGGGAAAGAACAGGACCACCAUAGGUAGCUGCCGUGCCUCACCAUACUGCAACACAGAAAAACUCAUCCACUAUUGUCUUGAUUGAUUGACACCUUUUUAUUGUUGUUGGUUAUAAUUAGGGGUUCAUAGAGAAGAAACCGAUUUUGUUAUUCUCUGAAUGUUUUUAUUUAUUGACAUGGUCAAAUAACUCAAGCAUAGAUUGGGAACUUUUUUUCUAAUUUGGCACACAAACUAGAUGCCAUGGGUAACUUGGUCCAAAAGAAUGGCACCACUUGGCCUAUUUGUGGCGCUGUUAUAAGCAGUCUGACUUAAACCCUCAUAGCCUUCGCCCUGUUUGACCUAGACCUGAAACCAGUUGUAUGUAGGUGUCUUUCCUCAUUGCUUCAAGGACCCAUAAGGUCAAUCAGGAUGUCUUGAAAACUUUCUCAUGAACCGUAAGUCCAAAUGUGGUAUGUAGGUUCAUGGUACAUGUCUUACCUUAGUUUGAGAAAAGCUGAAGUAAUGGUUAAGAGAUGGCUGAGUUAUUGAUAAAUCAGAUUUUACGUGUCCAUUUAAAUCCUUUGUUAAUCCACUCCACAAUGGUUUAUCAACUUAACUUUUUAGGGUCAUCGAAGACAUUACCAUGGUGAACCAAGUUUGGCAUUGAUAUCUUAAAAAAGAAGGAAACUAUUAACAAUUCACUUUUUUGACUAUGUAAUGCUAAAGCUUAAAAUAAUCAUACAAAAUCUUCUCAUGGACUAAAAGUCUGAUUCCCUCCAAAUGUGGUCUUUGGAUUCAACACAAUGGUCCCUAAAGAGUUUGAGAAAAUAACAUUGAUGCAUUCAAAGAUGGCCACACUAUACCAGUAGAUGCAUAUUAGCACAUACACUAAUAUACUAAAAAUACUUCAAAAAUCUUCUUCUCAUGAAACCAUAGGACCAAAAGACAUGGUACGUGACAUAACUUAGUUUGAGAAAAAAGCUAAGGGAUUGGUCCAAAGAUGGCUGAGGUAUUGAAAAAAAAUACUCUGAAUUUAUGUGUCCAUUUAAACCAGUGGCCUAUCAACUUGAGACUUGUCAUCGCUAUCAUGGACGUCCCUAAGAUGAACCACACUGCAUUUUGUAUUGAUAUCUAAAAAAACAAGGAAACUAUUAACAACUCAUUCUUUGAAUAUGUAACGCUAAUGCUCAAAAUCAUCUGCAAUCAUCUCCUUGUGAAACACACGUCAGAUUCACUCCAGAUUUUGUAUUUAGACUCGUUACAGCAGUCUUUAAUUAUUUUGAGAAUUGUUUUGCAGCAUUCGAAUAUGACCACACUGUACCUAAUAGAUGUACAUGCUAAAAAUACUUUUUAAAUCUUCUCAUGAACUAUAAGUCAGAUUGACUAAAGAAUUGGUAUAUAGACCCAAUAAAUUAGCAUGUAAUGAAUUUGAGAAUGAUUAGUUGCUGCAUUCAUAGUCGGCCACGUUACACCACUGAUGGCACCAUAUCUCACCAGGGCUAUAAGAAAUGAACCGAUGGACAUGGGACCAUGAAAUUUGGUAUAUAUUUUUUACAUUUUAAAUUUGAGUAGACUCUCUUAUCCACAGCAACUUACAGGAGCAAUUAGGGUUAAGUGCCUUGCUCAAGGGCACAUCGACAGAUUUUUCACCUAGUCUGCUCAGGGAUUUGAACCAGCGACCUUUCAGUUACUGGCCCAAUGCUCUUAACCGCUAGGCUACCUGCUUUAUGUAAACCUUAUGUAUAUAAUUAAUAAUAAUAGCUGUGUGAAUAUAAAGCCACUGCAACCUUAAAUGGCUGCACCAGACCAGUUGGUGGCUCUAUAGAUGUCAGUGGCACCAUAGGAUACUAGAGCAAUAACUAUUGAUCAAGUGUCUCAUGCAAAUGAAUGUUAGAUUUUAAUUAUGCAGAUGAUAAUGUGAAAUAUCUUGAUUACUUUCUGUGUAAUCACAUUGUUGCCCUAUUAUGUGGCCUGAACAUAUUGAAAAGUGGAUAAUUUAUUCGGGAAAGUGGAAGUCCUGCCGCUUGCGCAGUCAGCGUAUUACAGCUGUGAAAGUAUAUUGACCUAUUUUUUUUUUUUAAAGCUAAUGUAGAGUGUACCAACUGAGAUUGAAGUAAUUAACACAAACAGAUUUUCACAAAAUAAAGUCCCCGAAUUCAAAGAUGACUGCAAUAUAGCCUACCAAUACACCACAAGAGGUUGGUGGCACGUUAAUUGGGGAGGAAGGACUCAUGUUAAUGGCUGGAGCGGAAUUAGUGGAAUGAUAUCAAAUACAUCGAACACAUGGUUUCAAUGUGUUUGCCAUUCCUUUCGCACCAUUCCAGACAUUUAUUAUGAGUUGUCGUCGCAACAGCCUCAACUGCAAUACAAUAACGCUGAAAAUAUUUCAAGUCAUAAACCAUUAAUCAAAUUGACCACAGAAUUGGAUAAUAAACUCAAUACAUUAAGUAAUGACUUUAAGAAUGACUACCUGCUACAUUCAAAGAUACAGCACUAGACUAAACUUAACUUGUGUCAUCCUUGUGGUAUUGAGCGAUAAACAUGGUAAUGUUGUCACUGAUUGCACAUAAAGGAAGAUGGUUCUUACAUGAUAUUUCUGUUUUGUUAUCCAACUUAUCUUGUGUCCUUUCUGUCAUCUUGUGAACCCUGUUCAUUGCUGCUCGCAACUAAUAUUAUUGGUUUAUUUAUUCUAUGUUUUUUAUUUCAGAGGCUUUUAGGGCUCCUGUCUUCAGAAAUGGCCCAGACAAGAAUGGCUUCUCUCUGGGAUUCAGUAGGAACAUGGCUGAGGUUUUUGGAGACCAGAAGAAGUACUGGAUGUUUCCCAUCUACAGCAGGUGAAAACACCAAGUCACCUAUCCACCAAUUCUGUUGGAGCUUUAGAAUAGUUUUGAAUCUUAGUUAGUCUUGCCUUUUAGUCAAUAAAAACCUAGUUUAGAGAGUUUCACUGUAGGUGUUUAAAUGUCUCUUUCCCCCCUCGCUCUCUCUCUCCGUCGCUCUCUCUUCUCUCCUUUCUCUCUGUCAGUCACGGUGAUGGACACAGUUUUGUCACCCGGUUGGUGAACUUAGAUCCUGAGCAGAUGGCUGGGGGCCUCCAGAUCAACGGCAAAAGGUUGGUUUCUUGGGUUGAUUUCUUUAAAUCCUGAUUUUAAGUAAAUGAUCUCGCCUCAUUCAUGAAGUUUAUACCAGCCUUGUCCUGAAACAGCUCUGUAGAGGGUCCUGCAAGUACCCUUGGCAACAACAUCAACCACAUUGAGGACCAUCAGGAUGGCAGCUUCGACAAAACUGGUAUGUAGAUCCCUGUGAUGUCAAGUAGCCCUGUGUCAAUGAGCUGCAUGAACCUUGAGCUCUUACCUCUCACCCUUGUUUCAGACGUAGCCGAAACGGUCACAGUCACCAUAGAGAGCGAGUCAUAGACAGGUAAGCCUAUGGAUGAGUCCCGUUGAAGUGUGCACAUUUCCUACAGACCUUAGAAGAAACUGAUGACCAUCCAUGAUCAUUGAUUACCAGUUGGCUCAAAUCUGCCAAGAGACCACUGAGCCAUCAACUGUGAUGCUUUACAACCAGCAGAAUCUGUCUCCACAAAAAACAGCCCCUAUCAUCAUGUGCAGUACCCCUACAAAUGUCAAUUAACAGCUCUCGUAUGGCCAUCUUUUCUAUUGCCAUUCUUACAGCCACCAAACAGCAUUCCUGGUACGAUGGACACAACCUGGACUGUCAUAGACGCUACAUCUGUCACCAGAGCUUUCAUCAGCUUUCAGCCUCCGUCUUAAGUCCUCACCAAACACAUAUUCUCUCACAGACACUUCCUUUGUUUUUAACCAAAGCUUUUUUUGUAACUAUUAUUAAUCUCUGGGACUACUCUGUUAUUCAAGCCAAAAAAAUAAGUAUUUGCGCUAGGUCAGAUUAUUUCAGGAAAAGUGCAGGAAAAUAAUUGCUUUACACUUAUACACCUCAGUCAAAUCUGUAUUCACUUGCUUUAUUGGAAAAAAGGAAGUGUACUGUUUCUUACCCCAGUAACUCAGUUACUGGUUUUGAUUGGGUUAAGCCCAGGGAAUACAAUGUUGUGUCUUCAGACCCUGAACGUCUUGCGCACUGUCAGUUGAUUGGAGUGUGUGUACUGUAUGCACUUUACAUUUGAACCCUGUGGAGGGCGCUAAGCAUAUCCAUUGAUUUCAAUAGGCCGUACAGUCCUACAGUAGGUUUAUAUGAAACAAGACUUUAUAGGACCCUUUUCCAAAUCCUUUCCUGCUCUACAUCAUCUUAACUGAAAGCUAGAACCCCUAGUAAAUUAAUGA
Molecule: messenger RNA, 14431 nt
Organism: Coregonus sp. 'balchen'
Lineage: Eukaryota; Metazoa; Chordata; Actinopteri; Salmoniformes; Salmonidae
Source: the annotation of a GenBank genome assembly